Nomascus leucogenys (northern white-cheeked gibbon) is the source of this 3306-nucleotide messenger RNA. It is a transcript of the gene ZNF506, whose product is annotated as zinc finger protein 506. Lineage: Eukaryota; Metazoa; Chordata; Mammalia; Primates; Hylobatidae. Gene Ontology annotation, biological process: regulation of DNA-templated transcription. The record is from RefSeq and is a predicted model, not a curated record. Gene Ontology annotation, cellular component: nucleus.
UUGGCGGGCCCAUUGUCUCUUGCUGACGCAAGAGCUCUCGUCUUCACUGCUCUGUGUCGUCUGCUCCUAAGGUCCAGCCUCUGUGGCCCUGUGACCUGCAGGUAUUGGGAGAGCCACAGCUAAGACGUCGGGACCCCCUGGAAGCCUAGAAAUGGGACCAUUGCAAUUUAGAGAUGUGGCCAUAGAAUUCUCUCUGGAGGAGUGGCAUUGCCUGGACACUGCACAGCGGGAUUUAUAUAGGGAUGUGAUGUUAGAGAACUACAGACACCUGGUCUUCCUUGGUAUUGUUGUCUCUAAACCAGACCUGAUCACCUGUCUGGAGCAAGGAAAAAAACCUUUAACUAUGAAGAGGCAUGAGAUGAUUGCCAAACCCCCAGUUAUGUGUUCUCAUUUUGCCCAAGAUCUUUGGUCAGAGCAGAGCAUAAAAGAUUCUUUCCAAAAAGUGAUACUAAGAAGAUAUGAAAAAUGCAGACAUGACAAUUUACAUUUAAAAAAAGGCUGUGAAAGUGUAGAUGAGUGUCCAGUGCACAAAAGAAGUUACAAUGGACUAAAACAAUGUUUGACAACUACCCAGAGAAAAAUAUUUCAGUGUGAUGAAUAUGUGAAAUUCUUGCAUAAAUUUUCAAAUUCAAAUAAACAUAAGAUAAGAGAUACUGGAAAAAGACCUUUUAAAUGUAUAGAAUAUGGGAAAACUUUUAACCGGUCUUCAACCCGUACUACAUAUAAGAAAAUUGAUGCUGGAGAGAAACGCUACAAAUGUGAAGAAUGUGGUAAAGCCUAUAAGCAGUCCUCACACCUUACUACACAUAAGAAAAUUCAUACUGGAGAGAAACCCUACAAAUGUGAAGAAUGUGGCAAAGCCUAUAAGCAGUCCUGUAACCUUACUACACAUAAGAUAAUUCAUACUGGAGAGAAACCCUACAGAUGCAGAGAAUGUGGCAAAGCUUUUAACCACCCCGCAACCCUUUUUUCACAUAAGAAAAUUCAUACUGGAGAGAAACCAUACAAGUGUGAUAAAUGUGGCAAAGCCUUUAUUUCAUCCUCAACCCUUACUAAACAUGAGAUAAUUCAUACUGGAGAGAAACCCUACAAAUGUGAGGAAUGUGGCAAAGCUUUUAACCGUUCCUCAAACCUUACUAAACAUAAGAGAAUUCAUACUGGAGAUGUACCCUACAAAUGUGAUGAAUGUGGCAAAACCUUUACCUGGUACUCAAGCCUCUCUAAACAUAAGAGAGCUCAUACUGGAGAGAAACCCUACAAGUGUGAAGAAUGUGGCAAAGCCUUUACUGCAUUCUCAACUCUAACUGAACAUAAGAUAAUUCAUACUGGAGAGAAACCUUACAAAUGUGAAGAAUGUGGCAAAGCUUUUAACUGGUCCUCAGCCCUUAAUAAACAUAAGAAAAUUCAUAUUAGACAGAAACCCUACAUAGUGAAGAAUGUGGAAAAUCUUUUAAAUGUUCCUCAACCCUUAAUAAGCAUAAGAUAAUUCAUACUGGAGAGAAACCGUAUGAAUGUGAUGAAUGUGGGAAAGCCCUGGACUCUGACUAAAUAUGAGAAUUUAUAUGGAACAUAAACCCUACAAAUAUAAAGAAUGUGACAAAGCUUUUUAAGAAAGUUCUCAACCCUUAUUACACAUAAUUUAUACGGGACAGAAACCCUACAAGUGUGAAGAAUGUGGCAAAGCCUCUAACAACUUGUCAAUUCUUUUUGUUUUUUGAGAUGGAGUUUCACUCUUGUCACCCAGGCUGGAGUGCGAUGGCACGAUCUCGGCUCACUGCAACUUCUGCCUCCUGGUAUCAAGCCAUUCUCCUGCCUCAGCCUCCCGAGUAGCUGGGAUUAUUGGAGCCCACCACCAUGCCCAGCUAAUUUUUGUAUUUUUAGUAGAGAUGGGGUUUCAUCAUGUUUGCCAGACUGGUCUCGAACUCCUGACCUCAGAUGGUCCACCCACCUUGGCCUCCUGAAGUGCUGGGAUGACAGGCAUGAGCCACCACGCCCAGCCACAAGUUCUCAAUUCUUAAGGGACAUGGCGAUAAUCCAUGCUGAAGAGGAACUCUACAAACCUGAAAGAUGCAACAGUGCUUUUACCACCACCUCCAACUUUUGUAUACAUAAAAAUAAAUUAUACUAGUGUGAGACCUUAGAAAUGUAUGAAAUGAGACAAAGCCUUUAUAUGGUUGCCACACUUGAUUGUAGGUAAGAGAAUUAAUGCUGCCAAAAAUCCUAGAAGUGUGAAGAAUGUGGCAAAACUUUUGAGUGCUUACACCUUAUUUCACAGGAAAGCUUUUAUCCUUGAGAAAAAAAAUUGUACAGAUAUAAAGAAUAUGGAAAAGCCAUUAAUGCCCACUCACAUUAACAGAAGAAGGUUCAUAGUUAAUAAAAGCAUUAAAAGUGCAAUUACUGUCAAAAAAUCUUUCAGAAAAUAUAAGCCUUUAAAGAAGAAUAUUUAUUCUGAAAUCAGCUAUUACAAAUAUAAGGGGGGGUUGUAGUACCUUUACUUGUAUCACAAAUCUUGUUGCACACAUUGUGUACUAGAGGAAAACCCUGAAACAGUUGCUCCAGCUUUGUUCAACAUCAUGGAAUUUAUAUUGGAGAAGAGUCCUGCAAAUAUAAUGAAUUUGGAAAGACUUUUUUUUUCAAAAUCUAUAGCUUAGAAAACACCAGAGAGUUUACACUAAAGUAUAUUUUUGCAGAUGUAGUAAAUAUGAAAAAAUAUUUAAUUCAAAAUUGAUUUUAUGUAAAUAUGAGAAUUUACACUAGAAUAAGGCACUGACACUUCAGACAUUACACUAAGUCAGAGUGUUGACUAUAAAAAUGAAUCCACAACUAAAGCUGUUUUUGUAUAUAACUUUUAAAGUUAUAUACAGAUUUUCUGAAGCAUUGUCAUUUCAUUGAAAGUAUACUUGUUUCUUGAAAAAAAAUUUUGAACAGUGAAUAAUGAUGUAAUACAACUUUCAAAUUUAUGCUGUUAUUUUAUUCCUAUUGUGGUCCCGUGAUCAAUUGUUGCUGCAUCAGGGAUAUUACAGAUUCUUUUUUAUUGGGUAUUAUGACCUUUUCUAUAAAAGAGUAAGGACAUUAAAAUGUAAGAUGCAUGAUAAAAAUGUAAGUGGAGAGGCUCUUUGUAGUUAACUUAUAUGAAGUAAUGUAUAAGGUGGGGGUUCCCAUUUGUAUAAUCCUAGCCUAUGACUUGAUGUUUUGCUUUGUCUUUUGGAUGACCUAACUUAUGUUAACAUGUUGGCAGACCAUUUUAAAACUUUUUUUUCAAAAAUUAUAAUGAAUUACUUUAUUAAUAAAGACUUUUUAAAAGUG